GGAGCAGUACUUCCGGGUCAGCUGGGCCGGCCGCCGUGACCUUCCUCGCCGCUCGGCCAUUUUGUUCCAGUCAGUUCGGAGACUGCGGCUGCGGAGUAGCUUAGUGCCGUGAAACUGCUAACAUGUUGUCGGUGCGCGUCGCCGCGGCCGUGGCCCGCGCCCUCCCUCGGCGGGCCGGACUGGUCUCCAGAAAUGCUUUGGGUUCAUCGUUCAUUGCCACAAGGAACCUCCAUGCCUCUAACACUCAUCUUCAGAAGACUGGUAAGUCAUUGCUCAGCGUUCACCACGCUUCCUUCCUUAGUAAUGAAGACUGUUUUUUAAAUUGGAUUAUCCUCUCAAUAGGCACUGCGGAGAUGUCCUCUAUUCUUGAAGAGCGUAUUCUCGGAGCUGAUACCUCUGUUGACCUUGAGGAGACUGGGCGUGUUUUAAGUAUUGGUGAUGGUAUUGCUCGAGUUCAUGGGCUGAGGAAUGUUCAAGCAGAAGAAAUGGUAGAGUUUUCUUCAGGCUUAAAGGGUAUGUCUCUGAACUUGGAACCUGACAACGUUGGUGUUGUCGUAUUUGGAAAUGAUAAGCUGAUUAAGGAGGGAGACAUUGUGAAGAGGACAGGAGCCAUCGUGGAUGUGCCCGUGGGUGAGGAGCUGCUGGGCCGGGUGGUGGACGCCCUUGGUAACGCCAUUGAUGGAAAGGGUCCAAUUGGUUCUAAGACCCGUAGGCGAGUUGGUCUGAAGGCCCCUGGAAUAAUUCCUCGAAUCUCAGUACGAGAACCCAUGCAGACUGGCAUUAAGGCUGUGGAUAGCUUGGUGCCAAUUGGUCGUGGUCAGCGUGAGCUAAUUAUUGGUGACAGACAGACUGGGAAAACCUCCAUUGCUAUCGACACAAUCAUUAACCAGAAGCGCUUCAAUGACGGAACUGAUGAGAAGAAGAAGCUAUACUGCAUCUAUGUGGCUGUUGGGCAGAAGAGGUCUACGGUGGCCCAGCUGGUGAAGAGGCUCACGGAUGCAGAUGCCAUGAAGUACACUAUUGUGGUGUCAGCCACGGCUUCAGAUGCGGCCCCACUUCAAUACCUGGCUCCUUACUCUGGCUGUUCCAUGGGAGAGUAUUUUAGAGAUAAUGGCAAACAUGCUUUGAUCAUCUAUGACGACUUAUCCAAACAGGCUGUUGCUUACCGCCAGAUGUCUCUGCUUCUCCGCCGGCCCCCAGGUCGGGAGGCCUACCCUGGAGAUGUGUUCUACCUGCACUCCCGAUUGCUGGAGAGAGCAGCUAAAAUGAACGAUGCCUUUGGGGGCGGCUCCUUGACUGCUUUACCAGUCAUUGAGACACAGGCUGGUGAUGUCUCUGCCUACAUUCCAACAAAUGUUAUUUCCAUCACUGACGGACAGAUCUUCUUGGAAACAGAAUUGUUCUAUAAAGGUAUCCGCCCGGCCAUCAAUGUUGGCUUGUCUGUGUCCCGUGUUGGAUCUGCUGCUCAAACCAGGGCUAUGAAGCAGGUGGCAGGUACCAUGAAGUUAGAACUGGCUCAGUAUCGUGAGGUUGCUGCUUUUGCCCAGUUUGGUUCUGACCUUGAUGCUGCCACUCAGCAACUCCUGAGUCGUGGUGUUCGUCUGACUGAGCUGCUGAAGCAAGGACAGUACUCUCCUAUGGCUAUUGAGGAGCAGGUGGCUGUUAUCUAUGCGGGUGUCAGGGGAUAUCUGGACAAGUUGGAGCCCAGCAAGAUCACCAAAUUCGAGAAUGCUUUCCUGUCUCAUGUCAUCAGCCAGCACCAGGCUUUGUUGGGCAAUAUUAGGGCUGAUGGGAAGAUCUCUGAAGAGUCAGAUGCAAAGCUGAAAGAGAUCGUAACCAAUUUCUUGGCUGGAUUUGAAGCAUAAACUCCUAUGGAUUCCUAUGAAAUGCCAGUUUGUUUUUGUUGUUUAUUCUAGUAAAUCAGUUGCAUUUGUAAAAGGAUUACUCUCAGUCCCAAUGUACAGAUCACGGUAAAAAUAAAGGUUCCAUGUUGAGUGGGG
Carlito syrichta (Philippine tarsier) is the source of this 2000-nucleotide messenger RNA. It is a transcript of the gene ATP5F1A, whose product is annotated as ATP synthase, H+ transporting, mitochondrial F1 complex, alpha subunit 1, cardiac muscle. Gene Ontology annotation, molecular function: ATP binding; ADP binding; proton-transporting ATP synthase activity, rotational mechanism. The record is from RefSeq and is a predicted model, not a curated record. Bases 123 to 1865 code for a protein of 580 amino acids. The transcript has 12 exons. NCBI's taxonomy places the organism in Eukaryota, Metazoa, Chordata, Mammalia, Primates, Tarsiidae. Gene Ontology annotation, biological process: proton motive force-driven ATP synthesis; proton transmembrane transport.